Penicillium vulpinum is the source of this 321-nucleotide messenger RNA. RefSeq lists its product as uncharacterized. The record is from RefSeq and is a predicted model, not a curated record. Lineage: Eukaryota; Fungi; Ascomycota; Eurotiomycetes; Eurotiales; Aspergillaceae. The transcript has a single exon. Bases 1 to 321 code for a protein of 106 amino acids.
AUGGCUGAGAAAACACAUCGGAGGCUAGCAUUGCCGAAGGACACACAGUUGGAGCUCCUCGCGGAGCUUCGAGUCCGCACAACUGGGCGAGAUCAUUCACGUGAAAGGAUCAUACAAGAGGCACGGAUUAUCAUGUCGACCAGUGCAGGUUUGAUAAACCUGCACGCCGAUGGUUCUUUCCGGUUAUCCGCAUCCAUUCCAGAAAUGCUACAACGACUUGAGCAACGAAUGCUGGGCCUCCUUGAGGAGAUUUUGAACCUACAGGGGCAACAGCUAGCAGAUGAAUGGACUGCCCAGUGGGGUUGGGCAAAGUCAAAUUGA